UUUACCCUCCUUCCAGACAGCAAAACAACACCCUCGGUAUAAAAGGGGCAUGGAGGAGGAGGCUGUUUAUUCCAAGAGCUGCAGCAAAGCUGAGCACAACUGAGGACAGAGACUUUUUGACUUAAAGACUGGGGCAGAGAGGCGGAGGCGCAGGGAUGUGGGCCAGCGUGGGCCUGCUCCUCACUCUCUGCCUGCUCCAAGGGGGGGCGGCAGAGAGUGAGGGCGGCGGGUCUCGCUGCUUGCAGGCGCCAGAUUGGAAGAUAGGAGAAGUGGAUCCCAUGAAGGAGGCGGUGGGGAAGGUGACAGUGGUGGCGCUGCUACAGGCGAGCUGACUUUUCUGCUUGGUGCAGGCGUCCAGAAUGGAUGGCCUGCGCCAGAAGCUGGAGAGCCAGGGUCUGAAGGACGUGACCUACAUGGUUGUCAACCACCAUGGGAAGCAAGCUCAGCAACUUCACCCCAUGCUGAGGAAGUGGCUUUCCCAAAACAUCACCCUGUACAAACAGGAAGUGGGGCAGAAGGAUGUCUGGCAGACGCUGAGUGGAGAGAAAGAUGACUUUCUCGUUUAUGACAGGUGUGGCCGACUCACCCGGCAGAUUUCCCUCCCGUACUCCAUCAUCGGACAUGGCCACAUCGAGGGGGCCAUCAGGGAAGCUUACUGCAGUGGCGUGUGUGGAGCCUGCAGCCAUGAGCCUGCCGAGACUCAACAGGAGUGUCAGUCAAAACCAACAGAGCAGCCCAACGUUCCAGUCCCACCAGUGGAGCCGCACGGUCACCAUCACGGGCACCAUCACGGGCAUCACCACGGUCAUGGACACCAUGGAAACCACCAAGGCUCUCAUGGUGUCGGCCAUGGCGGUCAUCGCCACAGUGGUCAGGGACAAACAGGUGUAGGACAGCAGGUGGUGUUCAACCCAGAUCUUUUCCACAUGCAGGACGGGCCUCAGGAGGCUCAGGGAGCACAGGUCAUGCAGCGCCCCUGAGUGUCCGACACGGCCAGGUGAAAGUUGAAGCACAGCUGACAGUGGUCACCGGGGUCAGACACUGACCCGGCUCCACGGUCCAGCUGAUGCUGACACUGACGACAGCUGUUUGGCAACGCGGAGAGUGAGCAGUCGCCUGGUCUCUGACACUGCAGCGGGGCACUUCCUGCCUCCUGACAGUGACACGGACUGGCGGUGGAUGAGGUCAGUCUCGUCAGAGAGAGUUGACAGUGACGUUCACCUCCUGCUGCCUGACAGCAGCCUGAGCCAGCCCCGUGAGCCUGAGCCCCGGGUGUGGUGAGCUGAGCCUGAGAUCAGAUCUAAGCUGGUUCUGAGGCCGGCCACCAAGCCUGGCGAGAGGUUCAUUGGUUACCAACAAGUAUUACUCUGGGAGAGGGUGAGGCGCUCGCUGACAGACACUAAAACCAUCGUGUCAGAACCAGUCCGCGAUCACGUCAUCCUCUCUCAGGAGUGUGCUGUUUCUCAUGCUCCUGAGCUCCGCCCACCACUCACAUCCCUCCAUCGUUUAUGAAAGCAGCCGCAGAAACUACGCUCUAGUGGCGUCUGUUGGAAGUCCCGCUGGAGAGAUAGGAGGGUGCUGCUCAGGAGCAUGGCAAACUAUGGAAAGAUGGAGACAAAAAAAGAGAUAAAAAAAAAAAACAACACUUGCUGUUGCUCAUUUUUGAUUAUGACAACCAAAUGAUGAGAACAUUUAAAAACAACAUGUUCGAGCUGGGCCUUUAAUAAGGUGAUUCAACUUCCUAUUUUCAGGGCAGCAACGUCUUGCCAAUGAGCAUAAAAUAACUCCACCAUGCUGUUGCUUUGUUUUAUGCCUAACACACAAGUGACGUCGUCAUUUUAUAUACGCCACAUACGCUUACAUACAAUGUGUAAAAUGCAAGUCAUUACCAUGGUUCAUGAGCACAUAAAAUAAAUUUUUUUAAACUGAAAUACUUAUUUUUAGCCACUUAUAAUGCUUGAUGCCAUGUUUCUGUAAUUUUUUGACUAAAGUGUGUUUUGUUGAAAUGGAAGGCGUUGGAAGGAGAUUGACUGUGGGAAUACACUCUGUGCUUCAUGACGGUUUCUGUGGGAAGAAUAUUUGGACCCUGAAACUUGAUACCCGCACAGAACUGUGUUGUGUUGUUGUGAAAGAAGAUUGCGCAAUAAAAAGAAUCAAACGGC
This is a messenger RNA of Synchiropus splendidus (mandarinfish), 2162 nucleotides long. It is a transcript of the gene selenop, whose product is annotated as selenoprotein P. Gene Ontology annotation, molecular function: selenium binding. The record is from RefSeq and is a predicted model, not a curated record. Gene Ontology annotation, biological process: selenium compound metabolic process. The transcript is spliced from 5 exons. Gene Ontology annotation, cellular component: extracellular region. NCBI's taxonomy places the organism in Eukaryota, Metazoa, Chordata, Actinopteri, Syngnathiformes, Callionymidae.